UAAACUAGAAACCGCACAAAGUUGACAUUUAAGUUCUUGUCUGUUGAGUAAAAGAAGGGAAGCGUUCAUGCGACUCCAUCGAUUUUGAGCGACUAUGAAGCGGUAUGGAAUAAUAUAGUGAACAAUGUGCUUAUCGGUGACGAGUCUUAGAUCUGCUACGGCAUCAGCUGGACGUAAUAGUAUUGUGCGUUUCUCCAAGCAAAUCCCUAUGGUAAAAUCACCAUAUCGCGGUUUUGCGGCACGGUGAUGACGUUUGUCCAAAUAUUUGAAAACUUAACUAGAAAACAUUAACAAUACUGAAAUACAGUGCACUACUCACCACGCUGUGCUCAUCUGUUCCGUAAGGUUUCUAAUUUGUAAUUGUUCCACUUGAUAAUUUAUUGAUUGCUUCGAUUCUUAUGACGACGAUACCUAAAGAUAGGUGCUUAUGAAGGCAAACUGGACGUCCUUUUGCCACGAAAUUCAGAUGGUUUGAGAGAACGCCGAAAGUAAGGAAGACGUUCGCGCUUAGUCCAAACCUAGUGCAGUGGUUUGGCAGAACGGAUGUGGAGACGAAUUAUUACCUUUCUGACUGGCGACGGGUGCUUCCGGAAGUACUUGCACAGAUUUUCUGUUGUGUCCGAAUUGGAUCGAUAUGGAGGAAUUUGAUUAGCACGCCAUAUUUCGCCGCAGAAGGUUCGAGCAAGGAUGGCCCAAAGCGAGCCGGGAAAUAUCGUCAAUAAUAUGAUUGGCAGUACGAAAGUUGGGAGCGCUAGCAAAAAUGUUCCGUUAGCUGCGCCACUUAAUAAGAUAGCGGAGGAGAGGAGAGAGGGGGUAAUGGAAACUAGAAAGUAAAGCUACUAAUCACCCAGCAGAAAAGCGAAAUAUUAUCAAUCAGCCUCCAUGAGAUAAUGGAAGACAGCUGGAUGAUGAACGCGUAAAAGCACUAUAAACAAUAAUUAAGAAUAUGUAUAACAAAUGCAAUAAAAGUAAGCUUAUUAUGUGUGCAUCAAAAGUGCAAGACACUGGCUGUGUAAAUCACAAUAUUGUAAAUGAAAGGCCGUCAACUGCGAUAUUUAUUUUAAUGAAACAAAUUUUUAACAAAUGAACAAGGCAACAUCAUCAACAACAACAACAAUAAUAAUAAUAAUAAUUUAAACAUCACAACAUAUUACCUAUUACGUAGAUGAAACAAACAUCUGUGCCAUAAUGCUGGUCAUUAAAGCUCAAGUCAAAGAUUAAGUUUCAUUUGAUAAGCUUACUAAAUAAAAAUACACUUAGCGAAGAAGACAAGUCGAAAAUCAUUUCACAAUAUGGGAUGUUCUCCAAGUGCCGUGGCAAGGCCUAAUGACGCUAACACUACGGCUAUAACUGCCGAUGAAACUAUUGGGACUGGUCAUGAAAAAAAUGGCAAUUUAUUUUAUUGCAUCAAAAUACGGAGAUCACGUUUACGUCGAUGUAGUUUGCAAAAUGGUUGUGACACCAGCAUACAAGUCGGUGGAUUAGGAAGUGACAGAGCAGCUGCAAAUGGAGAGGACUUGUGCAAUCAAGCAUUACUGAAUCCAAUGCAAACGAAAAAUGAAGCCAACUAUGAAAAGAUAAGCAGUAGAAAGAAAGAUUCGAUCGUCACUGUAGCGGCUUUCGGAAAUUUUACUCAUCGUGUUGUAAAGCGAGCAACAGGGGGCAUAAGAAUCUCAUUACCAUACGAAGAGGAAGAGGUGCCAGAGGAGCUACCGGAAGCAGUGUAUCUUUUACCAACUGUUGUGGCACCAAAGCUAGCACUUAAGGGUUUGCUAGUCUUCUCUAAGGAAGAUAAAAUUUUUCAUUUGGUGCAACAAGCUUGCAAUAGACGAGAAGUUGACAUUUCAAUUGCUCGAACACUGGAGGCCACCACAGAAAAGUUAACUACUGGACCGGAUAUAUACCACUUAAUAGUGAUUGAUGGACGUUAUCCGAAUUUUUUAGACGCUGCAGAAAUUGCAAAAGCUAUACGUUUAACGGAAGGUUACAAUUGCGCAACAAUAGUGGCUUUAGUCAAAAGAAGUUUCUUUGAGAGUGACGCUACGAUGACUGCAUUUUUAGAUGCUGGCGUUAAUACAUGUAUUGUUGAAUGUUAUCAUUUGCCGUACUUAAAUAUGGAACUGAAGCAAAUCAUUAGCACUACAGUUAAACAUUACAGUAUCAUAUCGACUCAGGAGGUCCUCUAUACGGCAUUAAACCGCAUUAAAGACGUGUUGAUUAUAACAGACAAUAAAUUUGUCAUUCAAUAUGUCAAUCAAGCAGCUGCACAUUUACUUGGUGUGCUUCAGAAAGAACCAACAAAGAAACAUUUAUCCGAAUAUUUUGUUUCGGACCUCACACAGUGGAUCAAUGCACUAAAACCCAAAGAUUUGACGGGCGACAAGCCUUUAGAUUUCGCAGGCACUGUUUUAAUAAAAGGAAAAACUUUAGAGAGCACAUCAUUUCCGGUACGUGCUAGACAGCUCGCUUGCUAUGGAAGAAUCACAACACACCUUAUAUUUAAUGUUGACGUGCCCGUUAUAAGUCAAGGGGACUCGUCAAUUGCUUCAUCACAUACGAGAGAUUUUAGAGGUUCUUUUGCCGCUGCGCGACGUUCCAGUGACUUAAAAGGUAUACCAACAGAAAGCCGCCGUGCCAGUGCGGCGAAAUUGGCAGCAAUGCCUCUGGAAGCUCCUAUUACAAAAAUAAUAAAUUUGCUCUCGCAACUGCAUGAGAACUGUUCAACGGAUGAGGCUCAUUUAAUUGAUAGAGUUCUUGACUUUUUGAAAUACGAAUCAUUGUAUAGUCCUCAGAUGAAAGAUAUUCAAAUGGAGGAUCCAAUUGCCACCGAACUCAUUGGGGCUCUGAUCACGGGUUCUAACGUCCAUUCAUCACGUCGCAGCUCAAAUGAUUCUACCAUACGAACAGCAGUAACCCGCCCCACAGCUUCCCUGAUAUCCACAAUGAAGGCAGCACCCCUUAUAAUGGAUUCACUAAAGGAGUCGCUAUCUUGGGAGUUUGACAUUUUUCGCUUUGAAAAGAUCACUGAGAAACGACCCCUGCUGUACCUAGGGAUGGAAAUCUUCGAUAAAUUCAAAGUUUUCACCUCAAUGCGUAUGGAUCAGACAGUUUUCAAAAAUUGGUUUCUCGCUGUGGAAAGCAGAUAUCAUGCUCAAAAUGCUUAUCACAAUAGUACACAUGCGGCCGAUGUCUUACAGGCGAUCGGGGUCUUUCUAUCUCAUUUCUCUAAAAAAGAAAUGAGCAUGGAUUGCUUGGAGGAAUCUUCAGCCCUAAUUGCCGCCGUUGUCCAUGAUAUUGAUCAUCCGGGACGAUCUUCCGCUUAUCUAUGCAAUUCAAACAAUCCUUUGGCUAUAUUAUAUAAUGACGUUACUGUAUUAGAAAACCAUCAUGCGGCGUACUUUUUCAAAUUAACUUUAUGUGACGACAGUGUGAAUAUUUUUAAAAAUCUAGAGCCGGACAUAUAUAAAUCAAUGCGCAACAUAAUCAUUGAUAUGAUACUAGCAACAGAAAUGACCCGGCACUUUGAGCAUUUGGCAAAGUUUGUAAGCGUUUUUGGAGGAGAAAUGAACUGUAAUAAAGAAAUAGCAGCGAUAGAGGAAGACAGCGCUCUGCUUAUGCGUCGCAUGCUUAUCAAAGUGGCGGAUGUAAGUAAUCCGUCGAGACCUUAUCUAUUCUGCGUGGAAUGGGCGCAGCGUAUCGCCGAAGAGUAUUUUCAGCAAACCGAAGAAGAGAAAACUCAAAACAUGCCAAUUGUAAUGCCAAUGUUCGACCGCUGCACAUGCAGUAUACCGAAAAGUCAAAUUGGCUUUAUUGAAUAUAUCGUCAUGGACAUGUUGCUCGCUUGGGAUAACUUCAUCGAUAUGCCUGAACUGAUUACGUAUACGCGGAACAAUCUUGAAAUGUGGAAACAUUUGGAGGAGGAAGGAGUGCGAACUAUUGCGGAUGUUAAGCGCAGUUGUUGUUAUGGCUUGCCCACGUAUUCAAACGGCAAAUCAAAUUCGAAUGCAAUUUAGAUAUUGGUGAAAAUUGACUGAAAACGAUAGAAUAGCAAUAACGGUUCAAAUGUGUGCAUGGAACAAUCUGUGAACUAGUCUUUAUUACAAAUUCAUUUAUUUUAUAACGUUAGGUAUGUUUUUUUUAUGUCUCCCCAAUUAUUAUAUUAAAUCACCUUAGCGCGAGCCAUUCGAUUUUAACAACCAUAGAGAAAGAGUAAAAGAGGUUUAUACCUGUUGCAAAUUUAAUCACUCGUUGUGCACUUGUCAGUCAAUUUGCUUAAUAUACGAAACAACUGGGAGUACAAAUUUUGAUAAUGCACAAAACUCACAAUCAAAGACAGUUUUUUUUAGCACAAAGCGCGACAUUAAGGAAAACAAAAGAAGACGAGAAAAAGGAAAACUUUGAAAACCAAAUGAAAGUUAAUUAGAAGAAUACUAAGGUAGAAGACAUUUUUAAGAUAGAAAAUAUGAAAACGACAUCUUACAAACAUAAUUGGGCUGGACUCAACACUUGACUUUUGCAGCGUCUUCUGCAAUAGAAUAAAGUAAAAAAAAAAAAAAAAA
Molecule: messenger RNA, 4559 nt
Organism: Glossina fuscipes
Lineage: Eukaryota; Metazoa; Arthropoda; Insecta; Diptera; Glossinidae
Gene: Pde8
Product: high affinity cAMP-specific and IBMX-insensitive 3',5'-cyclic phosphodiesterase 8
Exons: 20
Coding region: 1293-4013 (906 amino acids)
Biological process (GO): signal transduction; positive regulation of ERK1 and ERK2 cascade
Molecular function (GO): 3',5'-cyclic-nucleotide phosphodiesterase activity
Source: RefSeq, a predicted model, not a curated record